UUCACGACGUUUUGCUGCCACAAGCUGCGUGCGCCUCCCUGAAACUUCUGCCCUGCAUACUGACCGCAGUUGCUACCGGCGAUACCAAUCCAGAAGUCAGCGUUUCUCCAAAUUCGCUUGGUGACAGCCCAUCCCGGAGGCCUUUACGCACUUAUCAUCUUCACCAUGGCGCCGGAGAAGAGCGCAAAGCGCAAGGCGCCCUCAACAGUCGCUGGUUUCACAGUCCUUCCUCUCACACUACCCUCGCUGUCCGGCCUCCCAGCAGGCCACGGGGACACACAACACUACCUGUACAUCAAAGCGCACGAACCCAGCGCAUACACAGCGACCGCAGAGCGCAGUCUCUUCGUCGCAAACGUCCCCAUCGACGCCUCGGAAACCAACAUCCGCGCACUCUUCGCAGAACAAUUGAGCGGCGCGCGAGUAGAGAGUGUGGACUUCGAUGCGUCCGUGCCUGGGCGCCCACUGCACAAGCGCUGGAAACAAGACAAGCGUGCCGACGACAACGGAGACGGUGAGCAACGGGGCAAGAAGCGCAAGAGGAACGACUCCGAAGUCGUCGCUGAAGGCGUGGUAGAAGACGUAGACAGCGCGCUCCCAGCACUGUGGGCCAGCGAAGUGCGGCGGAGCGGGAGCGCGGCGGUGGUCGUGUUUGUGGACAAGCGGAGCGCAAGGGGCGCGUUGAAAGAGAUUCAGUCCGCGGUCAAGUCUGGGCGCGCAAUUGAGUGGAGGAGCGGGAGCGGGUUGGGCGUCGAGCGCUACAAAUCCCACCUCCACCUUACCCACCCCUCCGCCUCAGCCCUCCAAUCUAGCAUAAAUGCCUACCUCACCCAGUUCACCUCCCUCGAGACCACCCGCGCCAAACUGCUCAAACACGCCCGCACCGUGCCCGACGAAGACGGCUUCAUUACCGUCGCACGGGGCGGGCGCGCUGGGCCCGCGCGGCUCGAG
Macroventuria anomochaeta is the source of this 951-nucleotide messenger RNA. RefSeq lists its product as uncharacterized. Gene Ontology annotation, biological process: rRNA processing; ribosomal small subunit assembly. The annotation marks the transcript as partial. The record is from RefSeq and is a predicted model, not a curated record. The transcript has 2 exons. NCBI's taxonomy places the organism in Eukaryota, Fungi, Ascomycota, Dothideomycetes, Pleosporales, Didymellaceae. Gene Ontology annotation, cellular component: UTP-C complex; CURI complex.